Paramecium tetraurelia is the source of this 537-nucleotide messenger RNA. RefSeq lists its product as uncharacterized. Lineage: Eukaryota; Ciliophora; Oligohymenophorea; Peniculida; Parameciidae. The record is from RefSeq and is a predicted model, not a curated record. The transcript has 3 exons.
AUGUCAAAAUUACAAAGAUGUGCAACUGCAGGAGCCCUUGAAGCCAAAAUGACACACUAUGCCCCUGAUGGAACUGGCAGGGAUUCCUAUGUGACAUUAUAAAAUGGAGGAGUUUGGAAAGAAAUUUAAAUCCAGUGUGUACAUCCUGAAUUGGGAACUUUUAGCAAACAAAAAUAAUGGAAACCUCCUGCUCCAACCAUGAUCCCCAAAUUUAGACAUUAUUAAAGUGAUGGAUCAGGAAGAGACAAUUAUGUAAUUGCUGAUGAAGGAGGAUUAGCUCCAUCAUCCAAAAAAUUCCAAAGAAGAACUAACUUCUUCACAUCUCUAAGAGAUUAUGAACCUUGUCCUCCAAUACCUUAAUAGGAUUGCUUUAGAUUGGCUUAAACUCCAAGCGCACAGUCUUUUAAAUAAUACUUAAAAACCCAAUAAAUAGCUACUCAGUAAACCGAUUUGAUUAGAAGAUUAAAUAUUCCCAAGAAAUCUGAAGAUCCAUAUAAAAGAAUAAGAAAGCUUUCAACUCCGUUUUAUAGAAAAUGA